GGUGUUUAGUACCGGUCGUAACACCGACGCGUCGUGACGUUUGAAUUUACUCCGAUUCUUCAUUGAUAAUUGUCUAUUCUUCCGUCCCAAGAGCAUCAGUUGUAUUUAUUUUUAUUAGUAAAAUGAAUAAACAAUAUUUUCCCCUGGAAAUUAACCCCACAGAUUAUGAAUUUAAGUUCGAUAAUUUUCGCGCGUAAUUGGAUGAUCUCACCAGCUCACGGAAUUACCGACGUUAACUUGACAUUUUUAAGCGUCUCCAGUGGCACGUAAAAAAAGCAGGUCGAGGGAUGUCAGCAGGGGCACGUGUGGGGUCGCGAGAAGCCGCGAUGAAUAAAUAAGUGGCGAUUAAUUAGCAUUCGAUGAAAACAGUUCAGUGACUCAUUCAGUACAAACGUGAAAAUUUAGCACGUGCUCUUCGGCAAAAGUGACCAUAAAUAAUAUCAAUAAUAAAAAGACAAAUACAAAGGCGCUGUAGCCUACGGUGAAGCUAUGAUGGUGAACAGUUGGAGGAAGGUAUGGCUGAUGCAGCUGUCUCUUGUAUUUACAAUUGCUCCUACACUAGCAUCGGCUCUCUACUUUCCCCAGUCGGACUUGACGUUGAGACUGCCUUAUUUUGGUAAAAAUAGUGGGCCCACGACUCCGCACAUCAGUAUCUUCGUCUUGAGAACAUUAAGGAAUGAUCCUGCGGUUUCCAGGGAUCCGAAGUACCAAAUUGUUUCGGAGAAUGAUAGAUCGGUGGGGCUCGACGCCCGGAGUGGAGAAAUUAGUCUGCAAUCUCUCCCCAAGAAAGGUGGUGUUAAAACAAUUGUUGUCGAGGCAAAGGAACGUGGUGGUGAUGCAACAAUAGAGAUUAAACUGCAACCCAUUGAAAUUAAAGGGGAGAGGAUUAAUUGCUCGGAGUUCACUCAAGACGUGUGUUUCUGGAAUGUAGCUAAAUACAAAAUAUAUGAAAAUCAAGGAUCCACGAUGCUGGGGACAAUUGGACCCGCUGCGUACGGUACCUUGUGCCCAAGUCUUCGAGUCACUCGUUAUGAAUUGCUGAAUGGAACUGAUUAUUUUCACAUAAUAAACGAAGAAUUGUACUCCAACGCUUCGUUGGACCGAGAUACCCUGGAGCCCCCAGGGGGACCGGGGCCUCACGUAGACCUGCGAGUCCGAUGUUUCCUCUGGGAGGAGAGGACCGGGCGGCAAUACAUUCACGAAAAAAAUUUGGACGUCGACAUACUUGAUGAGGACGACAAUCCACCAAUCGCCCAAAUUGAUACCAACGUUGAGAUAGAGCUUGCGGACUUCAAAGCGGGCACGAGACUGGACAACAACGAGCUCAUGGUGAACGACGCUGAUGCCGCCUCCAGCAACAUCUACAGCGUCAGGAUCUUGGGGGAUAUCCAUAAUGCCUUGAAUAUGACAUUCAAUACGAUGUCCAUUGAACACCCGACGCGACCGGAAACCCCUCCGUACACCGCCAUUUUCACAAGAAUAUUCUCGAGGACCACUCUCCUUCCGAAAUCUCCCUACAGAGUCAUCCUCCAAGUAACCGACGAGUCGCUGCUCCCUGGCAGAGGUGAAAAAUCGGUGAAUUUCACACUGUCAUUCGUGGGACCCCAGCACCAUACGACAUCCACAACUACUCCAACACCACUGGAUAAACCAAUUUCUUUUCCCGAUAACAUCGUCGUCGCUCGGACGGCCUCCAGAUUCGCCAGGAUUACCCAGCCAUUUGUAAAACCCCUGGCCAAUCAAAUAUUUACCAUCGUAAAUUCCAAAAUCUUCAAUAUCACCGCCAAAGGAGGCAUUAUUUAUGUCGCCAAUGAGACAGCCCUGAGAAAUGCAUCUGAGAGAAUUCCAUUAAAGAUUGACUGGAUAUCCCCGAAUCGCAAGGUAUCCACUCAAACCCUGGUGCUCCUGGUGGUUCCGGAGAUGACUAAAUCAGCAGUGGGUAGUUGUUUCGACCAACCGGGAGAGAUUCACUCCUGUGCAAACGCCGCGACGCAGAAGGAAUGUGAGAAGGUGUGUGGAGUAGGUGUGGGAAUAUUUAUGAAUAAUGCCACAUCGAGCUGCAUCUGGAGAUCGAAUAAUCGAUCGCAUUCUAUCACCGAGAGAUAUGAAACAUGUUCUCCGGACAGGACUCAUUGUCCUGAUCAUGUGUGCGAUGAGCUGGAAUAUUUAGAUCAUCGAAUAUGUCCGCAAGAUUGUGCCAUCGAAGAGGAGAUAACAUUCGGGGUAAUGAACAAAAACGGAAGGGGAAUAAAGGAGGCCGAGGGGGUGUGUGUUUGCACUGACGAGAUGAAAUGUACCUGCGGUCGGGCGUACCGCAAUGCUGCAGGGAAAAAGGCGAACAGCACCAUAAACAGUGUUAAGGGCAGCAGCAAAGAUCCUCGAGAUGGGGGGAAAAUUAAGAGAGAGCGGGAAAAAGAGGUGGAAAUGGCUGUAUCAGAUGCCCAUAAAGUUGCCUCUGGUUCCAAGUGCGGGACCGAGUGUGUCAUCGGAGUUUUUUUGGCAAUUUCCAUUGCCAUAUUUAUUGUCACUGGCAUCGUCGCUUGUUGGUGGAAGAACAGGGGUUUGCGAAAGGGAGGAAGACGCGAAUGCAAACACAGAUCCGAUGAUAUUACCAACGGCCUUGGAAUUUUACCACUUGAUUAUCUGGACCGAGGGGAUGGACAGCUGAUCAACAUCGAGAAUUUUGCCAGCAUUAACCGCAGUCUCCUCCUUCCGAAAAAUUCGCCCGACCCAAAAUGGGAAUUUCCACGCUCCCAAUUAACGAUUGAACAAGUCCUCGGUGAAGGUGAAUUCGGCAGAGUACUUCGUGCAAGGGCCGUUGAUAUUGGUGAUUGGCCGGGUCACACGACAGUUGCAGUGAAAACUCUCAAGGAAGAUGCCAGUGGUUCUGAACUUGCCGACCUUCUCUCUGAAUACCAACUUCUCAAAGAAGCCCAGCAUCCAAACGUCAUCCGCCUACUGGGGGCUUGCACAACACCCGGUGGUCCAGUCUACCUCAUCAUCGAAUUCGCGGAAUUCGGCUCCUUGAGAAAUUACCUGCGAAGAAGUCGACAUCUGGAGUCCGAGGGCCGGGUGCCGUGCUCCACAUCGUUACUCUCCGCAUCGCCAGGUAACGCCCGGGAUGACGUACAGGAUGCAUCCACAAAUUACGAAAUAACUCCCCAUGAUAUUCUGUCAUUCGCCUGGCAGAUCAGCAAAGGCAUGGCUUACCUCGCCGACAUCAAGCUCGUACAUCGAGAUCUCGCCGCACGAAACGUCCUCCUCGCUACUGGAAAGGUUUGCAAAAUCUCAGACUUUGGCUUGACACGCGAUGUCUACGAGGACGACGCUUACUUGAAGCGAAGCAAAGGUCGAGUUCCAGUGAAGUGGAUGGCACCCGAGUCAUUAGCGGAUCACGUGUACACGAGUAAAUCCGACGUGUGGAGUUUCGGAGUGCUUUUAUGGGAAUUGGUGACCCUCGGGGCAUCCCCCUACCCCGGAGUCGAUGUUCAUAAUCUGUAUAAUCUACUGAAAGCGGGAUACCGCAUGGAGAGGCCAGCGAAUUGUUCACCUCAGCUAUACAAACUGAUGGUGUCUUGCUGGCACGAUGAAGCAGGCAUGCGACCGUCCUUCAAAGAGCUCACCUGUCAGUGGGAGCGUAUGCUCGAAGAUGGUGUUGAGUAUCUUGACCUUAACCCACGAACUGUUCACAAUCAGGCGUAUUUCGCGUCCCUCCAUGCCCUGGACAGUCCAAAUUCAAACAAUGACGGAGUAGUGAGUGGUAAUUUCAAUGUCUUCCGUACAGAGGCUGUUAACUACCUCAGCAAGCCCUUGUCAGAGCCAAUAAACAAGUGCGACAAGAUCAACAAGCUUCAGGCACUCUGGCAGGAUCCGAUUUGUUCAUUUCCAAAUGGAACCGUCAAAUCGACGUACGUCAAUGACAGACCGGACAAUCUGAAUGUCAAUCACUAUGAGAGCCCCAUCAGACUGAGGAAGGUCAGUGUUGUCAGCAACAGUGAGAAUGACCUGAGAACACCGAUCAGUGAACGACCCCAGUCGUACAUUGAUAUGCAGGGGAAAAAAUCGGAUCAGGAGGAUCUUCUGCUGUUCAAUGGCAACGAUUCCAAUGAUAAGGAUGACGAAUCCACGAAGAAACUCACCAAGUGAUUACAGUGAUAAUAGAGCGAUACCAAAGACUUGUCUCUCAGUGUAAAUAGGAUGUUGGGACAGUGUGUGGUGCCAUAUAUGAACAAUGCUGACUAGGUGACUAUUUUCAGCAAUAAUUGUUCGCUGAUUUUAUUUGUAUAAAAUAUCGUUAUGUACUUAAUGCAGUCAUAGCCUUAAAUUCUCAAUGGAGCACUGAAAUAAAAUUCUCUGUUGAGUGGGAACAUUUGCUGGGAGAAAAUGGACUUUCGAGGAGCAGAAAAUUGUGAGUAAAAAUAUUUUAAAAGAUCGAGAACUUCGGAUCGUUUUUGGGACAGGACUGGACUCGAAGGAUUUGUUUUUUGAAAAAUUCUGGUGCUACUGACGUAUUUUUUAUUCAGUCACAGAAUUUUUUUUAUCGUUGGAUAACUUUUACGAGAAUUGUAAGAGAUAAUUUACGAUACCGUCAAGUAAUCAGUAAUUGUACGUAAUUUUUAAUGAGCAGUUCUCUCCAUGAGGAGAACAUUUCCUUUAAAAAUGUUGAAUUGAAGUAGAAACGAUCAGAACGAAUCAUGUCGGGGAAUCCCCUGCUAAUGUAGCUCCGGUGUUGGGUCUGUCGCGCAUUAUUAUUGCGCAGGGGAAUACGCACACUGCUUGAUCUUUGAAAAAUUGUUACUGGUGGAGGAAUGGGUUUUCCCAAUUAAGAAUUUCGAGAAAAGAAAAUUUAAAAAAAUUUUAUCGCGCAGAAUUUUUGAGUUCUCCGUCGUUAAUGAACUCGGAUUAAUUAUUCAGAAUAUCCUCGAUGUUUGCUCUUUCUCUCAGCGUAUGAACAAGUGCUAUACAAUCAAAUUUGUAUGCUUCCUAAACUGAAUAAAGUAUAUUUUGUUAAUUUAGAUGUAGGUGGAAGCGGGGAUUUUGGCAAAAAUGUUAGAGAUGGUUUUUGGUUUCACAGUAAAACCGUAACCGGAAAUGUAACAUUGAAGACUGUAUUUUUUCGUACCUUAAUUAGUCAAGAUGACGGACCUCCUCGCUUUAUAUUUGUAUAAACCACACAUUCCACAAUUAGUCUUCUAUUUAUUCUGCUGAGGAUAUGAUUUAAGUGUGCAAGCACAAUGUGCAAUUUUCAAGGAGAAACGUGAAUGAUUGCAUGUGUAUCAAAGGGACUUUAUUCUUGUGCCAUGAUGAGUUUUUCGUUUUAAUAAAAUUAUGAAAUACUCUAAU
Molecule: messenger RNA, 5343 nt
Organism: Diachasmimorpha longicaudata
Lineage: Eukaryota; Metazoa; Arthropoda; Insecta; Hymenoptera; Braconidae
Gene: Ret
Product: proto-oncogene tyrosine-protein kinase receptor Ret
Exons: 21
Coding region: 490-4146 (1218 amino acids)
Biological process (GO): cell surface receptor protein tyrosine kinase signaling pathway; protein phosphorylation; multicellular organism development
Cellular component (GO): plasma membrane; signaling receptor complex; axon
Molecular function (GO): transmembrane receptor protein tyrosine kinase activity; ATP binding
Source: RefSeq, a predicted model, not a curated record